Ixodes scapularis (black-legged tick) is the source of this 657-nucleotide messenger RNA. RefSeq lists its product as uncharacterized. The transcript has a single exon. The record is from RefSeq and is a predicted model, not a curated record. The annotation marks the transcript as partial. NCBI's taxonomy places the organism in Eukaryota, Metazoa, Arthropoda, Arachnida, Ixodida, Ixodidae.
AGCCCAGAGUUUCCCAGGUCGAACGGACUCGCCGAGAAAGGGGUGCAAAUUGUCAAGCGGAUCUUGAAGAGAACUGAGGAGGCCCAUGAAGACUUCUGGCUGGGGCUACUGGGCUAUCGAUCUGCCCCCCUGGAGGAUGGUCGCUCGCCAGGAGAGCUGUUACAUGGCAGGAGGCUACGCAGUCGAAUCCCGGACUUCAGCCAUCAACCCAGCAGGCGUGUUUUUAAACACCGGCAGCUCGACACCCGAGGCAAGAACCUACCCGACCCCAAAAAAGGCGAAGUCGUGAGGGUGAGAGACAAAGACAAAGCAUGGACUCGUAGAGCUCGGGUCUUGGGAUCAGCCGCGCCAAGAUCAUAUCGGGUGGUUACCGAAGACAACAAGCUGCUGCGACGCAACCGGCAACAUCUUCUUGCAACACGUGAACCGCUUCAACAAGAAACUGCUGAAAGUGACGACUCCGACAGCGGGGAUUCAACCGAGGAACUGAGAGCGACACCGGCCUCCUUGCCCACAAGACCGCCUACGCCGGGUUUGCACGACCACCCCCUGACGCCGGUCCCAAGACGAUCCACAAGGCACACCCGUCAACCAGAGCGCCUGCAAUACGACAGCAAUUUCAACCAUGUGCAUCCCAUCUACCAUUGGAACUCCUAA